CAAACUGCAGCAAUGCUUCACUUUGUACCUCCAGGAGCAGCCCAAGAUGCAAACAUCCCUUGCCUGUCUGUGCCUGUGCCUGCUCAGCACAGCCUUCACCACACCUGUGCCACCGCCGCUGCCUGAGAGAGCUGCUGGGAACUGUGUGGGACAACACCGGAUAUUUCUGAAAAGCUGCAAUGCCAAGCAUGGCUUCUACAUUUUCAAAUAUGUCUACUCAUUCUCAACGCGGAGGAACCAGACACAGAUAAAGAAAGAAGAGGCUGACCACCAGAGUACCAUCCCCAGCCACCGGCUGGAUGAGGGCAGUGCCAGGAGGGAGCCACCAGCUGGGUCAGCUGGGACAGCCCCAGAGCGCAGUGACAACAGCAGCAGUGAAGUAAUUGAGUAUGGGAUUGUCUUCAAUCCCGAAAACCGCAGCACCCCGGACAUCAGCAGGGAUGGUCCCAGUCCUCACCCUGGCACUGGCAUGCAUGCACGUGGUAGUGGUGGCGGCAUGGGUCCCACCCCAUCCAGCUCAGAGGGCAGCGGUGAUCUGGAUUUGGUGCUGGAAGUUGAUGGCGGUGUUCCCAUUCUUCCUCAGGGUGAACGCCCCAGCGAGGUUGUGGUAGGGAACAGGUCCAGGGUCAGGAGUGAGAAUAAGGAUGAUGGUGCCCCCAGGGUGGUUCCGGUGGGGGGAGCCAUGACUGCGGGGAGGGGGAGGGCCCCUACUACCAGAGGGGCAGGGGAUGAGGGCAGUGGAGAGGCCACUGUCUCUGGCCAAGGGCAGGAGAGAGUUAAGCAGGGUACAGGGACAGGAGACAUUGCUUUGUCCUCUGUCACUGAGAAGACAGAGGAUGUCCAAGUGGAUGCUGCAGGUGUGGAUGAAUACGCUUAUGUCCCCGAUUCAGGCAGCGUCACCAUCACCCAUGGGAGCCUGGGCAGCACAGACAGGGCCAAUGGCUUCACCCAGGUCUCUCCAGGCAAGGAUGAUGAGGUAAACAUAUUCAUUGGGAGGGCCAACAUCCAUAUGGGGGAGCAGGUAACCACCCAGGCUGGUGUCACAGUGAGUAGGGAGAAUGACAGGAUCCCCUCUGUGGGAAGCAGCAGGCCCCUCCACAGGCUGGACGUCACCGUGGCACCCAGUGGAGAUGAAGAUGACAGCAUGCCUACCCGCAGGCAGCCUGAAAGACUGGCCACCACAGCCACCCCAACCCAUGGGGACAGCAUUACCAGCAGCCUCAGGGACAGCCGUCUCACUGGAGAGGAUGAGGAAGGUGCCACCACCAUUGGUAUUGAUAGAGGACUGGUAACCCCUGUUCCCUGGAGAGUCACUAGUGGUGACAUUACCAGCCCCACAGUGGCCAGCAUCCAUGGGAAAGAUGAUGAUGAGGUGAGAGGAGAGGGGCAGAAGUCCAAGGGGAAGCAGCCAGACCAUGUGGCUACCACGACCCCUCACCACAGGGAUGACAUGGAGGCCACUAUCACAGUCCCAGCCAAGGGGGGCAGCAUCCACCCAGCCGCUACCGAGAGGGACCGCACCACCCCGUCAGUGACAGCCAGCAGCCGCAAGGCAGGCAUGGGCACUGUGCUCGGCAGAAGAGGCAGUGGGGAAGUGGGGACAGCCACCUCCACACCCUCCCAUGUGGAGGCACGGCCCGGGGCAGGGAUGAGGGUCCGUCCAGGGGGAGCAGGUCUGGACAAGACACCCAGGAUGGACAAAACACCACUCCCAACUGGGAAACCCAGUGGCUGGGUGUCGAGCGGGGCCCAGAAAAGUGUUGGCAGCUAUGAUGGCGAUGCUGGGGGCAGAUCUCAUGCUGUCAAAGCAGGAGCCAGCCCCGCUCCACAGGCAGGGCAAGCCACGGGCAGCAUGGCAGCAGGCAGGGGCCGGGAGUGGGGGCGAGGUGCAGAGAGUGGGACAGCAGGGCUGGGGGCCGGGGGUGGCCGCCUGCCUGGGCACCAUGGCAGGAGGCUGGGGGCUGGGGUGCCGGGCACCAUUGCAACACUGGGCCGCAGCCGGCAGCUGGACCAGGUGAAACGUGCUGACGAGCUCCAUGUCCGUGAGCGGGCCUUUUACAGCCUUGGCGGGGCGGGCGGCGGCCCCCACGGUCCCUAUCCCGGCCUCGGGAGUGCUGACAGCAGCCAGUCCUCCGAGGGGGACCAGGGCAGCCACAGUGAGAGUGGACAGACGGGACUGCAGCCCUCAGGGUGGGGAUCCCCAGGGUACCCCCAAGGCCGCUGGAUCCAGGGGCCCCUCUGAGGCGUGCCCAGUAUCCACCCCGGUAGGCUCCAGCGGUGGAGUUGGGGGGUAACUCACCGUGUUUUCCCCCUUGGCAUCCCCCCUGCGGGCUCUGCUCUUGCCUGGGUGAGGGGCAGGUUGCUGGGGGGCACACAGUGCUUCACAGCCCAGGAGCCAAAAAAUCACUGGUUCAUGCAAUCUGCUGUUCAUCUGGGGGAGGCUGCGCAUGGCACAGCAGCAGGAAUGCACGGGUGUGCUGUGCUGGACAGCCAGGGAACAGCAGCUAUGCUACAGGGCAUAGGGUAGCGAUCUUUGUGCACUGAUGCGAAGCAACUCAAGAAGCAGUGAGAAAAAGCCUCUGUCCUCGCAGUUUCACUUCAGCCUACUGGAGAAAUAAAGGCA
Agelaius phoeniceus (red-winged blackbird) is the source of this 2623-nucleotide messenger RNA. Its product is annotated as ovocleidin-116. Gene Ontology annotation, cellular component: extracellular matrix. Gene Ontology annotation, molecular function: extracellular matrix protein binding. The record is from RefSeq and is a predicted model, not a curated record. Gene Ontology annotation, biological process: biomineral tissue development. NCBI's taxonomy places the organism in Eukaryota, Metazoa, Chordata, Aves, Passeriformes, Icteridae.